Molecule: messenger RNA, 2256 nt
Organism: Geosmithia morbida
Lineage: Eukaryota; Fungi; Ascomycota; Sordariomycetes; Hypocreales; Bionectriaceae
Product: choline kinase
Exons: 3
Coding region: 1-2256 (751 amino acids)
Biological process (GO): phosphatidylethanolamine biosynthetic process; phosphatidylcholine biosynthetic process
Cellular component (GO): cytoplasm
Molecular function (GO): choline kinase activity; ethanolamine kinase activity
Source: RefSeq, a predicted model, not a curated record
AUGCCUACCAGCGGCGCGGCUAGCAACGGCUCGGGCGUCGCCGAGCAGCAGCAGCAGCAGCAUCAACCUCUCAGAUCUGCUCUAAAAAACGAAGAUGACGCCGACAAGGCUCUUUCUGCCAACGGCUCCUCCAAAGCCGUCCAGAUCUCCGAACCUGCCACCGAGAGCUCGUUUGAUGACGACGUAUCCGUCAGACAGUUUCGUGCCGCUCACGGUCGCCGUCUGAGCGGCAAGCCAUCGCCAUCUCUGCGUCCCGCAGACGAACCGGGGUACCCCUCCCGCGAACACAGCCAUCGCCAGCAGUACUACGGCGAAAAGCUGCUGGCCCAGGUCGGCGAGUGGCUCGAGUGGGAGAAGAAGAAGAUUUCCAAUCGCAAGAAGAAGUCUCGGCCGCAUCCUACAUCCGGCAGUUCCCAGCCACACGACCCACCCCCGACGUCGUCGGAUUCCACCGCUCCCCCUCGCCGUCCCCGCUCCGACUCCCUCGACUCCCAGUCUAGCCACAUCUCCUUGGAGAAGCUGCAGCAGAUCCUCGAAGACUCGAUGUCAUCGAUGGGUCUAGGAUCUGCCGCCCAUCUCUCUUCCAAGGUCUCACGCUCGCGACGAAAGCGCAUGGGCUCCUUGCAGCGCGCCGCCUCGUCCGACACCGAUUACCAUGACGGCGACGCCAUCGUCCCCGAUUGCGACGUAUGGCUCGACAACUCAAAGACGCUCGCCUAUGCGGCCGGAACCCCAUCCGACACCGGAGAUGACGACCGCUCCCAGCGUGACUACGAGGCAUGGGUAGCCUUCAAGAACGAGAUCCUGCGCGCUGCCCAUACCCUGAGGCUCAAGGGCUGGCGUCGUGUCCCCCUCGAGACCGGCGAGACCAUGGACGUCCAGCGCCUCAGCGGCGCCCUCACCAACGCCGUCUACGUCCUCACACCGCCUGCCGAUAUCCCCCACCAGGAGGGGAAACCCCGCCCGCAAAAGGUUCUGCUGCGCAUCUACGGCCCCCAGGUCGAGAACCUCAUCGAUCGCGAGAACGAGCUCAAGGUCUUGCAGCGCCUCGCGCGCAAGAAGAUCGGCCCGCGCCUGCUGGGAACCUUCCGCAACGGCCGCUUCGAGCAGUUCUUCAACGCUUCGCCCCUCACCCCCAGCGACCUCCGUGACCCCGAAGUCUCCAGGCAGAUUGCCAAGCGCAUGAGGGAACUCCAUCAAGGUAUAGAAUUGCUGCCGCAGGAGAGGGAGGCUGGCCCUUGUGUCUGGAAGAAUUGGGACCAGUGGCUGGAUAAUGUCGGCAGCAUCGUCCCGGCCCUGGACAAGCAGUUCGAAGCAGCUGCUGCUGACGGCAGCGGCCAACGCCGCGAUUCGGCUACCAGUUCGUGGAAGGCCAACGGAUACGUCUGCGGAGUGCCUUGGACGCAGUUCAAGGACGUUGUGCACCGGUACAGGGCCCACCUAGAUAAUUACUACAAGGACAGGGGAGGCCUCAACGAAUCCCUCUUAUUUGCCCACAACGAUACACAAUACGGAAACAUUCUCCGCUUCCAACCCGACGACGAAAAGUCGCCAUUACUCCAGCCGGCUAACAAGCACAAGCAGCUCAUAGUCAUUGACUUCGAAUACGCCGGCGCCAAUAUGCUCGGUCAGGAGUUUGCCAACCACUUCACUGAGUGGACCUACAACUACCACGACGUCAAGACACCCUGGGCUUGCACCCCGGCGGGGUACCCUACUCUGGAGGAGCAGCGCCGCUUCGUCAAGGCCUACAUCGAACACCGCCCUCACUUCCACCCCACAGGCGGCUCCACGCCCCGACUGGCUCCCCAGGAUAGCAACACCACCACCCCCGGCGCUGCCACGCCUGCCCAGCAACCGCAGCCGCCCCAGGUACAGCACACUACAUCGAGCAGCUCCAUCGUAGAUUUCAUGCUCGACUCGCGGGCCCCGCCCGGCGGGUGGGGUGCUGUCGAGAAGGCUGAGGAGGAGAAGACGGAGAAGGAGAUCCGCCAGCUCCUAGACGAGACGAGGAUGUGGAGGCCUGCCAACAGCGCCAUGUGGGUUGCCUGGGGUGUCGUGCAGGCCAGGAUUGACGAGGUGACGGACGACGACGACAAAGACGACGGCGAGGCUCCCACCGACGAGUUCGACUAUCUCAGCUACGCGCAGGACAGGGCGGCCUUUUUCUGGGGUGACAUGGUUCAGAUGGGACUCGUCAAGCCUGAGGAGCUUCCCGAAUCGCUGAGGGCGAAGCUCAAGAUUGUGGAUCACUAG